AUGAACGACAACAAAAUCGUCGUCACCAAAUCACACUUCGAUGACUUUUCCGUGCCGACACCUUGGAGAAAAUUCGAAGUGAUUUGCGAAGGGCGAUCGUUGUUCCUCAACGCUGGAUGGCUUGCUGAGUUAUCGCCAUUUUUCGCCAACUAUUGUUUUGGUAGCGACAAACAUCCCGGACGUGCAACUUACAACGCUUCAGAAGAUCUUCAUUACAACGAACUGCUCGAAUUCUUUCGAUGCAAUUUUUACUGUCCGAUGCGGAAACCUCUCAACAUUUCCAAUGUGACAUCCGUGCUUCGAAUUGCAAAAGUUUUCAACAUGCGUGUGACGAUUGCCCGAUGCGAGAAGUUCAUCGCACUAGCGGCUAAAAAUCUAGAUCAAACGAAACUUUUGCAGGUUACUCAAGCAGUCAAUGAGUGUGAUCCCAAUUCAACAACGCUAACUUUGCUGGUGGAUCGAAUUGCCAACCUCAGUGAGAAAGAUUUAUCAACUCUACAUUUCCAAGAUAUCCCCGGAGAUGUUGUUGCCGACGUUUUCACGCACAGAAUGAACUCGAAGAAGGGAAAAAAGAAAAAACUUUGCACCCUUAUG
Mesorhabditis belari is the source of this 594-nucleotide messenger RNA. The record is from the annotation of a GenBank genome assembly. NCBI's taxonomy places the organism in Eukaryota, Metazoa, Nematoda, Chromadorea, Rhabditida, Rhabditidae.